AUGCCUCCUCCGCAGAUCAAACAGGACCUCAACCGGUCCGGGUGGGAGACCACUGAUUUUCCAUCCGUCUGUGAAAGCUGCCUCCCGGACAACCCUUACGUGCAGAUGUUGAAGGAGGACUACGGAGCCGAAUGCAAGAUCUGCACUCGCCCCUUCACAAUCUUUCGCUGGAAAGCCGACCGCACCGCGCGCACCAAACGCACCGCCAUCUGUCUCACCUGCGCCCGUCUCAAAAACUGCUGCCAAUGCUGCAUGCUGGAUCUGUCCUUCGGCCUGCCCAUCGUCGUCCGUGAUGCGGCCCUGAAAAUGGUCGCCCCGGGGCCCGAAAGCUCCAUCAAUCGCGAAUACUACGCGCAAGGCCACGAGAAGGAGAUUGAGGAAGGACGCGGCGCCGUUGAAGAGUACGAGAAGACCGACGAAAAAGCCCGCGAGCUUCUCCGCCGGCUGGCCAACAGCGAACCCUACUACCGCAAACCCCGCCAACAGAUCGAAGGCCCCUCCGGCGAAGACGACGAAAAUGAGACCGCUGAAUCCUCCCGUGCCGACGGCGCCCCCGUUGUCCAUAGCCGCUACGGAAACGGCCCUGGCCCCAUCCGCACCAGCGAGAGCCGACGCGGAACCCCUCUGCCCGGCCGCGGGCGAGGAAACCUGCGCGGUGGCGGCCGCGGCGGACGGCCGUUCCCCGGCACGGCGCAGCUGCCCCCCUCUAAGGAGGAUAUCCUGCCGCCGGCCGACCCCAACAUCACGUCGUUGUUCGUUACAGGUGUGGAAGACGAUCUCCCGGAGCAUGCGUUGCGCACGUUCUUCACGCAGUUUGGUCAAUUGCGGUCGCUGGUGUGCUCCCAUCGAGCCCAUUCGGCGUUUGUUAACUACGCGAGCCGCGCAAGUGCCGAAGCCGCCGCGCAGCACUGUCAGGGCAAGGCGGUCAUCCAGGGAUGUCCACUGCGCAUUCGGUGGGGGAAGCCCAAGCCGCUGGAUAACAUGGAUCGGGAGGAGCGGUUGAAGUACGCCCGGGAAGGUCGUAACGCCGUUGGACCGUCCAGCGCGGCUUCCGGCAACAAGGCGAUCACGGCCGCUGGCGAAGAGACCGGGAAGCAGGCCGAGAAACCGCGCGCGUACGCCGUUGCGCCGCCCCCUGGUAGUGGUCCGGUCCAGUACUCGAGUAUGUCGGGCGACUAA
Messenger RNA from Aspergillus terreus NIH2624, 1179 nucleotides. RefSeq names its product Pre-mRNA-splicing factor ECM2 (gene slt11). Gene Ontology annotation, cellular component: Prp19 complex; U2-type catalytic step 2 spliceosome; U2-type catalytic step 1 spliceosome. The transcript has 2 exons. Bases 1 to 1179 code for a protein of 392 amino acids. Lineage: Eukaryota; Fungi; Ascomycota; Eurotiomycetes; Eurotiales; Aspergillaceae. The record is from RefSeq and is a predicted model, not a curated record. Gene Ontology annotation, molecular function: pre-mRNA binding; U6 snRNA binding.